Molecule: messenger RNA, 2517 nt
Organism: Ectocarpus sp. CCAP 1310/34
Lineage: Eukaryota; Phaeophyceae; Ectocarpales; Ectocarpaceae
Source: the annotation of a GenBank genome assembly
CUCGAGGGAGAGAUGGGUUGGGGGGCUUGGAGUUGUGCUGUGAGUCUCGGUGCAGUUGCGGCCGUCGGGUCUGUCGUGUGGAUAGGCCUUCUAGUGAGGUUACACGUCCUCCGGCAUGAGUUCGAGAUUGCAGCGAGAUCACCCCAGUUGGUGAUAUUGACCGGGUUCACCUGCUACCUGUUGUCUCUAUCAGUCGUCGUGCAAUGGAUGCUCCUGUGCGUGGGGACGAACAUACCUUGCUGGGUUGUAAUCUGGGUAUCAUACGCCGUGUUUGCACUAGGCAUCAUACCGUACUUCAUUCGAGUCGUGCGCUUGGUGGUCGCGUACAACCAGUCGUACCGAGCCAAGUUCGCCCGGUUUGUUAAGUGGACGCCAAUGAUGCGCAUCUGGGCAGGCGCGACCAUUGGUCUCGUUCUCCGAGCAGUAUUUUUCUUCGGCAGCAAGCCAGUUCACUUCUCAAGCAACGCACACGAGUGCUUCUACUUCGACGACAUCCUUCUGAUGACGGGAGCCUGCGCGUUCACCGGGGUACCGAUACUUCUUAUCGCCCGGAGUCUCAUACACGUGUUCGACGCGUUUAGGAUCCGUCAGGAGAUGGAGCGGGCGAUCGGAAUUUGCAUGUCCCUUUCAAUGGUGAUCGUCCUCCUGCAGGUGCUGGUGUAUUUCGAGGUUCUGGCUGACUCGUCUGAACUGCAUUUCGCGGUGGAAGCCAUGGCAUUUCUGUUCGGGAUUCAGGUGUUCACUCACGGGCUAAUGGUACCGUUGUUAGCACACUACAAGGAGUACGGGUGGGUCAAGCCUUCCGUGCUACCUGUCGAGGACGAAACAUCGAGCAACGAGGACGUAGACGGCGUGUACGCGCUCGCGGUCAAGGGCGGGGACAUGGCCGACCGCUUCGGGCGCUUCGUUCAAGAGAACCUGUGCAUGGAGAGCUGGGACUUCAUCUUGGACGCCGUGAAAUACGAGAUGGAAUCAUCGUGCGAGCCAGACGACCAGUUCGACGAAUUCCUCAUCCUCUUGAACCAGUACCUGCUGCCGACCUCACCCGAUGAGGUCAACAUCUCCAGCAAGAUGAGCAAGCGAAUGGCGUCCUUCAAAACAAGAGAAGCCUUUACCCAGCUGGAACAAGAGGAACGGCGAGGCAUCCUGAAGGAACCUCUCGACGAGAUUGUCCGAAUGCUUGAGCAAAACUUGCUCAAUAAGUUCCAAAGUCGCAUUGCCUUGGAAAGAGAGGCCAAGCGAGAAGCCCAGCAGGCCGAAGCGAAGGGCGACCCGGCACUGAUGGCACUCAUGAAAGUGUCUCAAACCGUGCCACGAAGCAAGCCUUCCAGCCAGCCUACGAAUCACCGAGCAGCAAGUCCGUUGUCAUCGACGGGAGUCGUUUCAUCAUCGUCGCGGUACCAUUUGGGAUGAAACAGGAAGGGUGUGGGCAAUGAUUCGAUGGCGUCAACGAACAGAAAAGCAGCCACCCGGUUAUCGGUUGCUGCAAUGAAAGCUAUUUGGUCGAGUGAUUCAUUCGUGGUUCGACGCACGCUUCAGCGCAGACACUGUGGAGUCUGCAGCAUGCUGGGCCCUGAGUAGAACCCCGUUCUGUUUCUUCAGACGAGUUGGAUCCACCCAAUGCCUUAUUUCAUGUUUUGCCGACGCUUAUCGCUGUAGAAGAGAAAUGGAGAGGAGGACAUUGACCUUUGGUAAUGUACGCCGCUGGCGGAAGGACGCGUGCUGAUGGAAAUGCAACAAUAGCCUUGAAGGAGAAAUGUCUAGGAAGAAAAUGUAGUUGCUGCGUAGGGCGUAUGGUCUCUUUACUGUGUUUCCAGGUACGAUUUUUUUCUUACUCAUGUGAAGGGAUAGGAUGUUGCUGACGGAAUCAAAAGCACAUUGUGAUCCGGCGCAUGGACCCAUGCGGUUUAAGAUAUUAUGUUCUCAACUCUUUGUCAUCGAUCGAUGUCUUUGAAGUUCAAUCAUGACGCACUGUUUUUUGUGUGCUGGAUGUGCACGGUGCCCCUCCAGUGUAUUCGUUCUACACAGCACAGCGUUGGUAAACUUAAAUGUUGCGUUGGCUUUGGUUUGUGGAAGAUGUGCCACGCAGACAGUGGGUGUAUCAGGUUUAAUGGACGGUGCUAGGUGGAGGCACACCUCUCUGUAGGCUAGAGUCAUGUGUUGUGGAAGCUUGAGAGAUACCACAGUCAAGUGUAGCUCAUGUUCGGUUUCGUUCCAAAGUCUAGACUAGUGCUCUUAAUAGUAUCUCCGCUCUUCUUCUGGCCUUGAUGAGUUAUUCUGAGGCUUUCAUAGGAGAGACAAACAUGGUUCACGGGGGGUAGACACGCGUCCGUCUGCACUGUAGAGGGCAGUGCAGCGGGUAUAGACAUUGCAAACCACCGGCAGAACUGAUAGGGAGCGAGUCCAGAACGUUGAUGGACUUCUAUUGUGGACGGGAUGCCUCGGAAAAACUCCAAAACAUUGGUCUUGCGGCUAAGUUUGUUGUGUGUAGGUAGAACUGGCAAAGUAUAUUGAGUG